Molecule: messenger RNA, 1914 nt
Organism: Hyalella azteca
Lineage: Eukaryota; Metazoa; Arthropoda; Malacostraca; Amphipoda; Hyalellidae
Exons: 2
Coding region: 58-627 (189 amino acids)
Source: RefSeq, a predicted model, not a curated record
GUUUUAUUAGACUUGUUUUGGUGCAUUAGACUGUUCAACUCACGCACCAUCAUCAUCAUGCUGCAUGGUAAGCUCGACGUUGGCACUUUUCCUGGCGCUGAACCAUGCGUGGCAGGUGCCCGGGCACUGGCUGUGCGAUGGCAUGGCCUGCCCCAGCAACUACUCCGUCUACGCGCAGCAGCGCUCCGGCCUGGAUAUCUACGCCUCGGGCAACUGCUUCACGCACAUCAAGCGCCAGUGCAGCGCAAAAAUAACGGCAUGCUGGGGGAUAUGUGUACGCCAUCACUGGGGAAGCUGUACGUGGGUAACAUGGUGAUGUCGGGUAGCAUGUUCGCGGGCGUGAACGAGAAAUUAGCCUUCAUCUGGGAACCCGUGAUCAACCAAAUCACUGGCGCCACGGACUGGGGACACGUGAGCCCAACCACCCCCCGUUGCGGCAGGUACUUCAUUAUCAAGAAGGAGAAGGAAGCGGCAAACGUAGUAUGCCAACUAUGGGAGAUAAGAUGUUCAGGUCUAUACACAGAAACCACGAGACUUGGGCUAACAAAAGGACUACAAAGAUCACUAUAUGACUCGGUCAAUAUCCGUUAUACAAUAUGGCUUCAACGGCAGCGGCAGAUGUGCUAACGGUAAUGUCUCUCUCUCUCAAGUAGUGUGGUUGUAGUAACAUGUCUCUCUCUCUUCUCUAGUAAGGUUCAGAGACCGCCCACCAGUCACAUUCCUUCAGACUGUCAACGAUGCCAAGUCUUCACAUUGUCUUCCGCUUCAUCUUUACUAUGGAAUGAGACUUCCAGCGUGCGUCUCGUCUAGGGUGGCAGCCUUGAGGGAUGAGGCGAUGUAGAGGCGACGGCAACAGCUCAUCUUCUCACGGAGGACGAGUCUGGAAGAGAGCUCAGGGGAGGACCGGAUGCUGCAGGUUGUUAGUCCGUCACUGAAGCUCUGAGUGUUGUGGCAAUUUGUAGCUCUGGCUAGUUUUCAUUAUGGAUAACUGUCUUCACUUCAAUACUCUCAACCCAAAAAAUAAAACCCUUCCAACUGAAUACAUAUUCAUUAGUUUAACCAAUUUAUUAUAGUCUCUUAUUUUAUGACGACCAUACAUUUUUAAGACCCCAUCUGUUAGGUCCGAAAAUGUAAGCGUUUGACAAUAUUCUGCACCUUAAUAUUCAACUUAUUUUAAUUUGCAUACAAUGGAAUGCAUUCCGCCGUUUGCAGCAAACGGGUUGAAAGGGAAUUGAUAUUUAAUUCAAUAUCGAUAUCAUGGAUUUAUAAAGCUAUUAGUUACUCCCUUCAAUAAGUUGAUUUUGGAAGUACUUGAGGCUGAGUUGGGCUGGGCAGAAAACCGGAUGCACCGAUUGUUUUGAUUUAGCGGGUAAUAAAUUGAAUUUGUAUUUAUGAUGGUAGUUGAGUUUUCAAAGCUAUUUUCAAAGAAAGCUAUGAGUUUCUUUUGUGAAUAUUUUUCAAAUAGCACUGAGGCUGACUACAGAAUUCGAAGUGCGUAGAAGUCUUCACUACGAAAUUCCAUCAAAAGGGUGGAAGUCAUUGUUCGUUUUUACGUCCAAUCAAUGAAUCGAGUCGAGCGAUUACUACCUUCCCUGAUUACCUUAUGAAAUAUUCGACAAAUGAGAUGGCACCAACUCACUCAUGAACUUUAGCGCUAUUACUCGAUGUGUGAUGUUUACUUGCUAGUUUCGGCAGCUGUCAGUCUUGCCUCGUUUGCGCUGGUGUACGCGUGACAGAGAAACGUUCAGCUCUGGUGAGUUGCGUACAUGCCAAAUAUUUGCAUUUAUAUGGUAGCAUAUGGGAUGCAAAAAUUUCAAACCAUUAGAGUUAAUGAGUUGCACAAUUUCCCACUGAGACUUGUCUCUGAUGCGGCGACCUUCUGAAGGUAAAUCUUGUAAUUGCUUCAAGUAUAUA